AUGGCGUCGCAAGGGCGCGGCGGAGGUCCAAGUAACUCCCGGACCAAGCCUUGCCAACAUUUCAAGAAGGGCAACUGUUAUUACGGAGAAAAUUGCACCUUUCUACAUGAAAAAUCUUCUGAUAUCGACAGCUAUGUGGCAAUUCAAACUCCUGUUGCCAAAACCGACCCACGCAAGCGAUACAUGGCGUGGAAAGGCAUGGUUCGUAAACCGCCUCCCAGUUUCCAAACCACAUCAGGUGUGAAGGAACAUCACAAGUUCUGGAAGAGAGCCCUCGAACUCUUGGACGAAGACAAUCCCGCACAGCACCAAGAUAUUGCUCGCGAUCUUGCCAACGACGAUUAUCACGGUCUGCAGUUCAUUGUAGACGCUGCCGAGAAUGGUUCCUCUGACGCCAAGGAGAACUUGCCUACGUCCUACGUCUUUAUACAGGUCAUCUCUCAUGCAAACCUGAUGAGCUCGCUAUCUACAGAGGCCUGCGUUGGAACCAUCUUUACAGUAUUCGCGGGCAUGAAUGGAGAACGAGGCAUCGGCCUCUUUAGUUCCAUGUGCGAACAAGCUCUUGAAAGCACUGAAUUGUUUUCCGAGCUACUUGGGACAACCACCCAGGCCGCACUUCGUGUAAUCAUCACGGCGCUGUCGCAACUCCUGAACAAAGUACCCCGAACACAGUUCUGUGACGAACUACCUGAUCUCAUUGAACAGAUGGACAAAGUCAUUUCUAUGAUCGCCGAGGACGCCCCCCCGAAAGAACUUGAAGAAGUUUCGGCUCACUUUAAGUUGUUGAAAAGACUGGUCACUGCUGCUAACGAUCGUCUUGCUGCAAGCGAGGACACCUCCGACAAACCAAAGAACCUCAAGGCCAUCGCAUCAACCUUCCCAAGAGAUCUAGAAAUUCCUGGAGGCAGACACGACAAUGACUUUGCCGAUAUCUCCAAGAUUGCCAUCUUGCCCACAUACGAAGAAGUCACCAGCGAGCAGGUGGAGUACUUACCGUCCACCAAUUUCACGGAACCCCAUGUGCUGGCAGACCCUCUGCAGCGAUACAUCGACUCCAUGUUCCGACUGGUCAGACAUGAUAUCCUCGGCCCCGUCAAAGAUAUCCUACGCGACCUUCUCCAGUCAGAUGAUUUGCUGAACGGCCGCCUCUCAAAUCCCGACCCGCAGGCACAAGUUUACUUGGAAUCAAGUAUCGAGGCCUUUGUCAGUAGCAAGAAGCAUGGCACUGAAGCUGUACUAUCUUUUGAACCACCUGCCCAAAUUCUUGGAAAGACGGCAGAACAGCAAAAGGCAUGGUGGAAGACAUCCUCUCGCCUGGGUCAAGGCACUUUAGUGUGUUUUGUUUCCCCAACACCUGGUCGCACGAGCUUGCUUUUCUUCCAGGUCACUUGCAAAAGCACAAGCAGUAGUGACCUCAAGGAGACUGACGAGCGAACAAGCAGCAUUGCCCCAUUGCAAGGCUUACCCAGCAUCACCGUCAAGCUUGCGAACCACAAUCGAGAAGACUUGCUCUUGCUGGCUAAACUCUACACGACCAAGGCUGUGGGUGUACUUGUCGAUUUCAACGGUGUGAUUCUGGAUACAUUCGUGCCUAUCCUCAGAAACCUCCAAACCAUCAAGUGCGAGAACCAGAUCGCGUUUCAACAAUGGAUUCUCCCUAGCACAGAUGAAGAGCGAAGCGUCACGACACCAGCAUAUGCUCGCAGGCUGGAUUUCACUUUUUCGCUGAGAUCUAUCACGAAAGACAAAGGAACCGAUCUUGUUCUUGACCCAGAGUUUCCAGAGAACCUAGAUAUCCAGGAGUUGGAGCGCGCGACAGGUUUAGACCAAGGACAAUGCCGUGGAUUGGUUGAUGCACUCACUCGUGAGUACGCGCUCAUACAGGGCCCUCCUGGAACAGGAAAGUCAUACCUCGGCGUCCAACUGCUCAGAGUUCUCUUGGCUGCGAAACAGAAAGCACACUUGGGCCCCAUUGUUAUUAUCUGCUACACAAACCAUGCCCUCGAUCAGUUUCUCAAGCAUCUCCUCGACGUUGGUAUCUCUCGAAUCAUUCGAAUUGGUGGCCGCAGCGUCACGCCGGAGCUCGCUGGAUUAAACCUUCGAGUAGAACGGCGUGCUCUGGUGAAUAAUUGGUCGCGGCGACAUCAAGAAGAGCAGACCGAUGUUCUUUUCGAGGCUAUGGACGAGUACGAAGAGCAGCAAAAGAACAUCAAACGAACACAUGAUGCCACCAAUGUACGAACCAUGAACCAAGCUGAUGUAAUUGGGUUGACUACCACAGCACUCGCUGGUCGGAUCGACAUGUUACGAAGUCUGAAGCCAAAGAUUGUCAUUUGUGAAGAAGCAGGCGAGGUCAAAGAGUCAGAUAUUAUUUCUGCUCUGAUGCCGGGGCUUCAGCAAGUGAUCCAGAUUGGGGAUCACAAGCAGCUGCGACCAAAUAUCAACAACUACGAUCUGAGUCUCGAGUCGAUGUCGGGACAGAAAUGGCAACUGGAUCGUAGCCAGUUCGAGAGAAGAGGCGAGGGUGAACCAGGUCUUGACCCAUCGCCACUAACACAGCUCAACGUCCAGAGACGAAUGAGACCCGAGGUUUCUCAGCUGAUUCGUGGAGUUUAUCCCAACUUGAUAGAUCAUGAGAGUGUGUUGGAAGCACCAGAUGUGGUUGGUAUGCUUGACAACGUGUUUUGGCUGGAUCACAGCCACCCACAGGAUGUUGGAGGAGACGGUACCCGGGUCAAAUCCCACAGCAACCGAUGGGAGACCAGCAUGGCAACGGCCCUGAUCCGCCACCUAGUCCGACAAGGCAAGUACAAAGCUGAAGACAUCGCGCUCCUGACACCCUACAUGGGCCAACUUCAACAACUCCGAACUGCUCUUAGUCGCGACUUUGAGAUAUGCCUUGGCGAUCUUGAUCGAGAACAACUUGCCCAUGAAGAGUUUGAGGAUGAGUCGAGCUCGAAGAAGCCGGUCGAAAAGAAGAAGUUGCUGCAGACUAUCAGACUUGCGACGGUUGACAACUUCCAAGGCGAGGAAGCAAAGAUCAUUGUCGUGUCGCUGGUACGCAGCAACCCUCAACGCCAAGUCGGUUUCCUUCGAACAGAGAAUCGCAUCAACGUUCUUCUUAGUCGUGCUAAGCAUGGAAUGUACCUGAUUGGUAAUGCAGCAACCUAUUCCAACGUUCCCAUGUGGGCUGAUGUUUACGACAUACUUUACAAGAGUAAUUCUGUUGGAACGGCACUCAGACUCUGUUGUCCUCGUCACCCGGAGACACCCAUUGCAUGCUCAGAGCCGGAAGACUUCUCCAUCAAAAGUCCUGAAGGAGGAUGCACUCUGUCUUGCUCUCGGAGAUUGGAACCAUGUGGUCACAAAUGCCAGGCGACAUGUCAUUCAGAGGCCAUGCACAAUGCAUUCACUUGUACAAGAUCUUGUCCUCGCAUCCGAACGACUUGUACCCACCAGUGUCCCAAACUAUGCGGAGAAUCGUGUGGUCCUUGCCUGACCAAGGUUUAUUGUAUCGACCUUCCAUGCGGGCAUACCUCAAUGAGUAUGACAUGCUACCAGACACAGAACCUGGAAGCGUUCAAACUUGCACUCACAUUCUUCCAUGCGGCCACGGGUGUUCUGGCACUUGCUCCGGCUGUCAGGGUGGCAUCCAUCCCGGGUGCGUCAAGCUUUGCGGUCGUCCAUACAGCACAUGCAACCAUCGCUGCAAUCAAGAAUGCCACAAUGGAGAGGCUUGUGGUAGUUGUAAGCAACCAUGCGAGGUCAAAGAAGACUGCUCGAGUUGACCUCUUGGAGUUUCGCAAGUAUUCAGAAAUUGACUUGGACGAAGCCCCCAUCGUCGUUCUCGGAUGCGGCCAUUUCUUCACAGGUGAGACUCUGGACGGUCUCGUUGGUCUUGGUGAAGUCUACCAUACGGAUAUGUCUGGGAACUUUACCGGUAUGAAGAACAUGUCUGGCACACUUGCGCAAAAGACACCUUGCUGCCCUGACUGCAAGAGAUCUAUUCGACAAUUCGCGACUCGACGUUACAACCGAGUCAUCAACCGAGCAGUGAUGGAUGAAAUCUGCAAGCGUUUCCUCAUCAAGGGCCAGGCGGCUCUGGACAAGCUCAACAAGAAGCUGGCGAAACUCGAAACUGCACUCGCGACAUCUCGUAGGUCUUCGUCUUUAGGCCCUCACCACACCGCUACCACGUUCUUCAGAGAGCGACACGCAGGCAUCAAGAGCCUCGAAAAGUCGGCAGAGUCUCUCCUGAAGCUCAUGGGUGAAGAGAACCAGCCAGCCAAGAAGCUGAUCAAUGCGAUCGCAACAUCGCAAUCUGCUGCCACUGGUGGUUUCAAUUCUAUCACCCAGUUGAUGGAAGCUCUGAAGCUUUCGCAUUCUGCGCCUGGUGACCAGUUGCUUCUCGGUGCACGUCUGGUAAUCUUGGAGGCUCAGCAGAUACAGCUGAUGGACGCGUUUAUGGUUUCUAAGUCAAAGGGGAAGAAACUACACGAGAACGCUCUUGAUCUGCCUUGCAUGGAUGAAUGGUUCAAGACUUGCUUGGCGAUUAUGAAAGAUGCGAUGGACGUGAAACUCAAUCGGAUCGUCAUUGCAACCAUACUCGGGCUUGCAAAGAUCGCAAGAGGUGAUGCGUGGACUGCAAAGCCCGAAGCAAGAUCGAAAUCGGCAAGAAAGGAGUCUGUGCACAUUAAGGUAGCUCGUGACCUUCUUCCAAUCGCUGUGGACCGUUGUUCCAAGCUAGGCGACAACGAUGUUCUCAAGAAGAGAGUUGGAGACAUGGUUGAGCUCUAUAAGCCCCGACACGAAGAGGUCACGCCUGAAGAACUGGCAUCUAUCCGGUCAGCCAUGGUCACCGGACCUCAUGGCAUGGCGACACACUCUGGUCACUGUUUGCGAUCGGAGAAUGCGGUAUGCCGAUGGAGACGGCAAGAUGUCCCGAGUGCGGCGCAGCAAUUGGUGGUUCUUCCCAUCGUGCUGUUGAGGGAGUGUAUCGAGCUGAGGAGAUGGAGACUCCUGCUGCUGAAGUACGACGUGAUGGGGGAACUGCUGGUAGACGUGUGCAGGAACAGGAUGGAGGACCUGCUGGUGGUCAGGGGGGAGAAGGCUGUGUCGUUAGCUGAGCACUCCUUGAGUCUCACACUUGGUGGAAAUACUUUAAUCAUGCCACGUAUGGUUGAUGCGAUGGGAAGAUGUUGA
Molecule: messenger RNA, 5202 nt
Organism: Fusarium graminearum PH-1
Lineage: Eukaryota; Fungi; Ascomycota; Sordariomycetes; Hypocreales; Nectriaceae
Exons: 7
Coding region: 1-5202 (1733 amino acids)
Biological process (GO): regulatory ncRNA-mediated heterochromatin formation
Cellular component (GO): nuclear RNA-directed RNA polymerase complex
Molecular function (GO): metal ion binding; helicase activity
Source: RefSeq, a predicted model, not a curated record